Fundulus heteroclitus (mummichog) is the source of this 504-nucleotide messenger RNA. RefSeq lists its product as uncharacterized. The transcript has 5 exons. Lineage: Eukaryota; Metazoa; Chordata; Actinopteri; Cyprinodontiformes; Fundulidae. The coding region runs from base 25 to 504 and encodes 159 amino acids. The record is from RefSeq and is a predicted model, not a curated record.
UUGCCUGUUCUCCAACAUUUAAACAUGUCUGUGCAACUUUCCCCCCCCAACGUUUAUGGAAAUUUGGGUAAAUUCAGAAAAGAGACAGAUGUGAACAUUUUUUCAGGAGUGAUUUAUGAAAAUUACCCGAAACCUCAAAAAGAGGAAAAACUAAAGACCGAUGGAUCUCCUAGAGAACCUGAAAUCAAUGUUCCUAGCGGUAAAGAAGCAAAAUCUUCUUCUUCCCGUCUGAUGCUGUUGGGUUUGGGGAUACUUUGUCUCCUCCUGGUGGCGAGCAUCAUUAUCAUCAGCUGGAUCAGUGUAGAACUGGUAAAAAAGGAAGAAAAGGUGAAAAACUGGGAAAACCAGACAAAGCACCUAACCCUGGAAAAUAUCAUGUUGGAGAAUGUGACUGAGGAAACAAUCAGACGAAACGAUGAGCUGAACAGGAUGAGGGAAGCCAUUCUAGCUUUUGAAAACUUCCCAGUAAAAGACUUCUGCCCUGAAAAAAGUGAGCAUCUAUAA